Jaculus jaculus (lesser Egyptian jerboa) is the source of this 1503-nucleotide messenger RNA. Its product is annotated as 7-alpha-hydroxycholest-4-en-3-one 12-alpha-hydroxylase. The coding region runs from base 1 to 1503 and encodes 500 amino acids. Gene Ontology annotation, molecular function: iron ion binding; heme binding; sterol 12-alpha-hydroxylase activity. NCBI's taxonomy places the organism in Eukaryota, Metazoa, Chordata, Mammalia, Rodentia, Dipodidae. The record is from RefSeq and is a predicted model, not a curated record. The transcript has a single exon.
AUGAUACCAUGGAGUCCAGUGCUAGGUGCUCUCCUCCUGCUCACCAUGGGAUACCUGUGUGUGUCUCGGCUGUUCCGACAGCGCAGGACCCAGGAGCCCCCUCUGGAUAAGGGCUUGGUGCCCUGGCUGGGUCAUGCCAUGGCUUUCCGGAAGAACAUGUUUGAGUUCUUGAAAAGAAUGCGGGCCAAGCAUGGUGACGUGUUCACAGUGAAGCUCGGGGGUCAGUAUUUCACCUUUGUCAUGGACCCCCUCUCCUUUGGCCCCAUCAUCAAGGACAAAAAGAGAACACUAGACUUUGUGAAGUAUGCAGAAAAACUAGUGCUGAAGACAUUUGGGUACCAGCCCAUGGAGGGUGACCACCAGAUGAUACACUCAGCUAGCAUAAAGUAUCUGAUGGGGGACAGCCUGGAGGACCUCAACAAGGCUAUGCUGGACAGCCUAUCCUUGGUGAUGCUGGGACUCAAAGGUUGGAGUUUGCAAGCUACUUCUUGGCAUGAGGGUGACCUCUUUCACUUUUGCUACAACAUCUUGUUCAAGGCCGGCUACCUGACUUUGUUUGGAUACACAAAGGACAAAGAACAGGACCUGUUACAGGCUGAAGAGAUGUUCAUAAAAUUCCGCAGAUUUGACCUUCUAUUCCCCAGGUUCGUCUACUCCCUGCUGGGGCCCCGGGAAUGGCUAGAAGUAGGCCAGCUCCAGAGUCUCUUUCACCAAAGACUGUCUUUGGAGCAAAAGGAGAAGGAUGGUGUGAGCAACUGGCUGGGCUACAUGCUUCAGCAUCUGAGGGAGCAGAGGGCUGCGUCAGCCAUGGAGGUCAAAUUCAACUUCAUGUUGCUCUGGGCCUCCCAGGGGAACACGGGACCAACCUCUUUCUGGGCCCUCUUAUUCCUUCUCAAACACCCAGAAGCCAUGAAGGCUGUGAGGGAAGAAGCCACCCAUGUCCUGAGUGAGGCCAGGUUGGAAGCCAAGCAGUCCUUCCCAUUCAAAUUGAGCGCUUUGAAAUGCACUCCAGUGCUAGACAGCGUGAUGGAGGAGACGCUGCGCCUGGGUGCCACACCCACCCUCAUCAGGGAGGUACAGGAAGACUACAUCCUGAAAAUGGCCAGUGGGCGGGAGUACCAGAUCCGCCGUGGAGACAAACUGGCUCUCUUCCCCUACCUCUCAGUGCACAUGGACCCUGACAUCCACCCCGAACCCACAGCCUUCAAGUAUGAUCGCUUCCUCAACCCUGAUGGCACCAGGAAAGUGGACUUCUUCAAGCGAGGCAAGAAAAUCCACCACUACACCAUGCCCUGGGGCUCGGGGGUCUCCAUCUGCCCAGGCAGGUUCUUUGCCCUCAGUGAGAUGAAGAUGUUUGUCCUGCUCAUGGUCACAUACUUUGAUUUAGAGCUGGUGGACCCUGACACUCCUGUGCCUGCUCUUGACCCACAGCGCUGGGGCUUCGGCACCUCACAGCCCGUCCAUGACGUGCGCUUCCGCUACCGCCUGAAGCCUAUGCGGUGA